This is a messenger RNA of Lutzomyia longipalpis, 2837 nucleotides long. RefSeq lists its product as uncharacterized. Lineage: Eukaryota; Metazoa; Arthropoda; Insecta; Diptera; Psychodidae. The coding region runs from base 758 to 2572 and encodes 604 amino acids. The transcript is spliced from 5 exons. The record is from RefSeq and is a predicted model, not a curated record.
AGUCUCAUCAAGAAUUCCGUGAAGCAAACAUCUUAUAUUUUUUCGUUAAACGUCUAUAGAAAGUUUUAUUGUUAAGGAAGGGUGUUAAGGACCUCCUCCAUGGGGAUUAUUUCGCAUGAUUGUGCAAAGUGUGAGGUGUUUGACUAACUUAUGGAUAUUUUUCCUCAUAAAUCACCCCCGUACAGCAGAACAGUCUCAAAUAUCAUUUUAAUGUUAUCUCUCUUGGCUAAGUGUUGGAUGAGUUCAGUCCCUUUAUGAGUGUUAAUCGUUAAUCGUUUUCUGGCCAAAAGGAUAUAUGAGUAGGGAGGAAAUUAAAAAAAAAGGCAGAGAAGACGUUUUUAUUUCUGUUGAAGUGCGAUGUUUGAAUUUUUCAUCAAUUAGCUAAAAAAAAUUCAAGUAAAAGCGCGAAAAAGAAUUAAAAGGAAAGUUUAAAAAAAAGGGUUCUUGAAGUGAUAAAUCAAACAGGAUUAGUGGUAAAUUGCGGUGUGUCUGGAUCAUUUGUAAGCAUUCUAGCGAAUCUUUAUUUAGCAAGAAAUAAAAACCCACCCAAUAGAGUAGAAUUUAUUUGGAAGGUGUUUAAAAAAAGAUUUUGUGGUGAAAAUCCGUGAAAAUUGUGAAGGAAAAAAAAUCAACCGAGAGAGAAAAAUUAUGGAAAAUCCCACAAAUGCUAAAAUUGGCGGAUGUGAGUGAAUUGUACAAAAUUGUGUAACGACGAGUCAAUAAAUGUGGAGGAUUUCAAGAGAAUGUCUCCUUAGCAAUGGCCAAAGCCGCGCGACGGUCAGUUGCAUCAGAUCCGUCGUCGCCGACAUCCUACACUAGAUACUACCCGCCACGGUACACCACAGAGCCACUGGAUCGCCGCAGACACACCAACGGACCACUUCGUUAUCAUCCCCCGCAGGCUGUUGUGUCAAGAAUCGAUCGAACAACUCCACCCCCACAUUCACUUAGCUCGAAACGCUUCGAAAAUGCCAGCACGAGCACGAUACAGCCCCCAGCGAAUGGCACCCUUUCCCCGCAAAGUCUGGCAGCUGAACGCGAAAGAAUUAGAAUGGAGUUUUAUGCUACUUAUGACGUCAUGACAGGUGUAAGGAUAGCCGCAACACUGGGUGGCUUCUUCGGUUUAAUGGUGAUAUUGGUGAUGUAUAAGAGUCGCAGUCACUCAAAUUCAGCACUCAAGGAUCCCAAUAUAGCUGCCGUGGCGGCCGCCGUGGUGCAGGAGGAGGAGGAACGAGAACUCCAGGAGGUGCUCGAAGCUUCCGGGCUCACGCUCUACUCCGAUGACUUUCGAUAUGACUUCCAACGACGGAGACUGCUAUCGCUGGGGAAUGUGAGUGCACCGCCAGCACUGCACAGAGGAGCGCGAUUCUCAUCAUUCGGUGGAUACAGUUCACUGGUAGAUCCACCACGGAGGUAUUCCUAUGGAGGUACAAAGCCAAAGUGUUCGUCGGAGUCUUCGAGAAUUCUUAGUGCCUAUCAGAUGGGAGAUAGUUUUGGAACGGAUGACUUCAUCGAGUCGGAUGAUGAGCAGGAGGUGGAUGAUUUCGAUCAGACAACCAUUACGGCUGAAUCGGGAUAUCCCAGUCACUUAUCCGUUCCCCAGAAGCAAUAUGAUUCCAGACGAAGCAGUGGGAUCACUUGCUGCAGCACAGAGAGCUCAUACCUGGAACGUCGGUGUUCGGCUAUAACAUUAGGUAUUCACUCAUUGGCGCCAAUUUCGUCACACAAUCAUUCCCGACGUUCCAGUCGCGAUGCAUGGGACGUUACCAAUUUUCCCGAUAUUAACAUUAUACAGCCCACACCCAAGACUUCACCAUGUCCCAGCGAAGGGAACAUCAAUGAACGCACAACGGUAUCCACGGUACGCCUGAGACGUAGUCACGAACCCACGGAGUCAUUUGACUACAUUGCUGAGUAUCCGGAUGUGAAUGGUGCGGAGGGGCGCAGGGAGCGAUCGGUUGAGGAAUCCGCAUCAGGGAGCUCCCGGAGAGCACCACUGGCAUCCCUGAGCUCCUUCAAGAUCUCCUCCCUGGACUACCAAGAUUCCGACUUGCGGAGUCUGGGGUCAGAUUCGGUCUUUGUGGAAAGCUACGCUGACACGGAUGAGGAUAUGGAGCAAUUCAGCACGGAUAGCGAUGAAGUCAGCGAUGGCCCAACACUCUCGCACCACAAGAAACGCCCAACAAUUGGCGAGGGGCUCCUCUUGCGUCCAUCAGCUUCACUAUCGGGACGCGAUAGUUGCGACGUGCAAAAAUCCAAUAGCUCAGUUCACCUCUCCAAGACAUUUCAGACGCAAGCGGUGAUUGAGAGUCGCCUCGAAGAUCCCGAUGUGGAGGUUGGUAUGGGCAAUGGAAUGGGUGGUGGGAAGACAAUGGUGAAGAGUAAAAGUGCUGAGGAGUGCAUUGUGGUGAGUGUAGUUGCAACGGAUCCCGAUAGAAGAUCCACGAGUUCUGGUCCAGCUGUGAUUCUUGAGUUGCCUGUGAUAGCCACACAGCAGCAAGACGCCGAACAGCCACUUGAUCCAAGUGUUCCUGGUCCCUCGAGGAAGUGGUCCAAAGAAACCCUCUUUUAGUUCUACAACAACAUUUUACCUCCUCCCCCACGUAUCCUGCUAAAAGGAUAUCCUUAAUUUUUAUUUUUUUAAUUUUCCAAAAGCGCUGCCGUGAAAUUAAGUUAAUUUACAAUUUUAUUAAAACUGUUGCAAAGAAAUAUGAGAAAAUGUAAUAUGUAAUAGAUCCCAUAUAGGAGUGAAUUGAGUAAAUUAAAAUUUGUGGGAGGAUCAAUUAGAAAGAUUAGAAAUAAAUAAACAAAAAAGUAAAUUCCGAAAAAAUCAAAAC